AUGUUGGAUGCGCAGCAGCACAAGAAGCUCGCGCUCGCCUCAGCAACUCUCGGGACCCUUACGUGGAUUGGGCUUCAGCCCGUGGACAUCAAGGGGGCUAAGAGACAUGACGAGAGGAGUAUCGAGGAGAAACUUCGCCCUGCGGACGGCUCGCGCCUGCUAGUGGAGUUCAAGGAGCAGUUCCCCGAUGGCCGCGAGCGCGAGACGCUGCGCCUGCCGGGCACGAAGAAGGAGCCGCAUGAGAAUGCAAGGCAGACGGCUGAGCGCAUUCUGAAGGAGAUGAUGACCAUCGAUCCUAGCAUGGUGUCAUUCGAUUUCUCCACCGUGGAGCGGCAAGAGGAGGAGACAGACUCGCCCUCCUUCCCGGUGUUGACCUUGGACCAUGGGGCGGGGGUUUCGUAA
Molecule: messenger RNA, 402 nt
Organism: Symbiodinium sp. CCMP2592
Lineage: Eukaryota; Dinophyceae; Suessiales; Symbiodiniaceae
Source: the annotation of a GenBank genome assembly